Molecule: messenger RNA, 1003 nt
Organism: Fusarium oxysporum Fo47
Lineage: Eukaryota; Fungi; Ascomycota; Sordariomycetes; Hypocreales; Nectriaceae
Product: PTD012 family protein
Exons: 1
Coding region: 27-974 (315 amino acids)
Cellular component (GO): nucleus
Molecular function (GO): hydrolase activity, acting on ester bonds; zinc ion binding
Source: RefSeq, a predicted model, not a curated record
ACACACUGUAAUCUUCAAGAACAACCAUGCGCAUAGAAAAGUUUCCCUUAUCUCCGCCUGGCUUGGAAGAGCUGGUAGCUAAACUUCAAGCACCCUUGGCAGCCAAUUAUGAGCACUCCACAGUGAGUGUUGUGUCCUGCCCGGAUCUUCGGCAAGCGCCCUACCAUCUAGCUACCGAGGGGUUAUCAGGAGAUGAGAAGAUAGCAGAUGUAGGAGGUCAACCGAAUUUGUUCCCGCGCCCAAAGAUGGAUUGCGUUUGGUCCAUGACUGAGCUUGCAGAGGCUAUGGACAUGGAUCCUGCGAAGGGGGGAUUACUUGGUGCUGGAGCUGGCCCGCAUCCCGUUAUCGGGCAGAACUGUGAACUUGCGCCAAAUAUUGGCUGGCAAGGUAGCUUUGAGAAUGUCAAGAAUGAGAGUCGCUAUGCAAAGAUCGACAAGGAGACAAGCGCUGUGCAUGUCGACAAGAGUCCUUCUUUGGACUGCGCCUUGAUGAUCAACUUGUUCGGCUCCUCAGGCAAUCCGGGACCUGUGAUCAAGAUCACAGCUCGAAAGAGGACCGGCUCUGAAAGAAGUUUUGCAGAGUGUAUCCGAAAAGGUCUCCGUCAAGCCUACGGUGAUGAGCAGACUGUCAGUCUCGGUGGACUCUUCUUGGUCAAAAAAGGCAAGGCAAAAUACCAUAUCAUGCCUGACUUCCCCGCCGAGAAAGAUUUGCCAUUCAAUAAUCGCAAAGAUGUUGAUAGUUGGUUGACCUUUCACGACUAUGAUGCACCAAUGCUUUGUUUGUCAGUCCUGCAUUCGGCCGAUCGUGAAGGAAGGAUGGGUUUGCGGAUUGAGCAUACACAUUGUUACGCUACAGACGGAAAAAAUGCUGGAGGCCAUUAUCAUUAUGAUUUGGACGAUACGGAGGAUGCUAUUGAGUAUGAGGCGUAUUUCAAUACUGCCAAAAUGAUAUAUCGACUAGACAGGCCAAAUUGAUUCUGGUGAGCUUACCCUGAACCUGCCAG